Molecule: messenger RNA, 1671 nt
Organism: Diplodia corticola
Lineage: Eukaryota; Fungi; Ascomycota; Dothideomycetes; Botryosphaeriales; Botryosphaeriaceae
Product: vanillyl-alcohol oxidase
Exons: 5
Coding region: 1-1671 (556 amino acids)
Biological process (GO): lactate catabolic process
Cellular component (GO): mitochondrion
Molecular function (GO): FAD binding; D-lactate dehydrogenase (NAD+) activity; D-lactate dehydrogenase (cytochrome) activity
Source: RefSeq, a predicted model, not a curated record
AUGUCUCUCUCGCGCCCUCUCGCUCUGCCUCCGGGUGUCUCCGAGUCCACUUUUCACCAAUUCAUCGAGAGAAUCACCAAGACCACCCCAGAUGUCACCAUAGUAGAGUCAAAAGACCAAUUCCCGGACGGCGGAUACCACGAACCGCCUUCCAGCCAUGAUCCGUUCUACGUGCAGGACAAGGAUCACUUCAUUGCUUCUGCAUUCGUCUGCCCGAGGUCAGUCGAUGAGGUUCAGGAUAUCGUGCGCGCAGCGGGAGACUUUGUGAUCCCUUUAUGGCCAACAUCCCUCGGACGGAAUCUCGGAUACGGAGGCGCUGCUCCGCGUGUCAGGGGCAGCGUGGUACUCAAUCUCGGGAAGCACAUGAACAGGAUCCUCGAGGUCAAUGUCGAAGGCGCAUACGCACUCGUCGAGCCGGGUGUCACUUUUGAAGCCCUGCACAACUACUUGGUGGAGCACAAUCUCAGGGACAAGCUCUGGCUGGACGUUCCAGAUCUGGGUGGUGGAUCUGUUCUGGGGAAUACUCUUGAACGGGGUGUGGGUUACACUCCCUAUGGAGACCACUUCAUGAUGCACAGCGGUAUGGAGGUCGUUCUAGCCAACGGAGAACUUCUCCGUACAGGCAUGGGCGCGUUGCCUGCGCCCAAGUCGGAGACGGAGGGCGUCACGAAAUUACAUGAAGAACCUGGGAACAAGUGUUGGCAGCUGUUCCCCUACGGUUUCGGCCCGUAUAAUGACGGACUGUUUUCGCAAAGCAACCUUGGUAUCGUCACCAAGCUUGGGCUGGGACUCAUGCCCAAUCCUGGGGGCUAUCAAUCAUAUCUCAUCACCAUUCCAGGCGAAGAAGACCUACACAAGGCCGUCGAGAUCAUCCGACCGCUUCGUCUGAACAACGUGAUCCAAAACGUCCCUACCUUGCGCUACGUCCUCCUCGACGCCGGCAUGAUGGGCCACAAAUCCGACUACACCUCCUCCACCUCCCCCAUCGACGAAGCCACCACCGACGCCAUCGCUAAGAAACUCAACCUCGGCCGCUGGAACUUCUACGGCGCCUUAUACGGCCCCCCCGAAAUCCGCACCGCCAUGUGGAAGCUCAUCCACGCCGCCUUCUCCGCCAUCCCCGGCGCGCGCUUCUUCUUCCCCGACGACGUCGCGGACCCGCGCGCGGUCCUGCACAACCGGCACAACGUCCUCCAGGGGAUCCCGUCGUACGAGGAGCUGCGCUGGGUCGACUGGGUGCCCAACGGCGCGCACGUCGCCUUCUCGCCCAUCUCGCGCAUCUCGGGCGCCGACGCGGCGCGCCAGGUCGACCUCGCCAAGCGCCGCUGCCGCGACGCGGGCUUCGACUACAUGGGCACCUUCACCGUCGGCAUGCGCGAGAUGCAUCAUAUUGUUGAGAUCGUGUUCGAUCGCACGGACGCGGGGCAGAGGAAGAGGGCGGAGGCGUUGGUGCGUGGGUUGGUGGACGAGUGUGCGGCGUUGGGGUGGGGCGAGUAUCGGACGCAUUUGGCUUUCAUGGAUCAGAUUGCGGGGACGUAUGGGUGGGGUGGAGGCGCGCUGGGGAGGUUCAAUGAGAGGGUCAAGGAGGCGUUGGAUCCGAAGGGGAUUUUGGCGCCCGGGAAGAGUGGCGUGUGGGGGAGUCGGUUUGGGGAGUUGAAGGGGAAGCUUUGA